Messenger RNA from Heterocephalus glaber (naked mole-rat), 2200 nucleotides. Lineage: Eukaryota; Metazoa; Chordata; Mammalia; Rodentia; Bathyergidae. The record is from RefSeq and is a predicted model, not a curated record.
ACAUGACCGGGAUCACAUGAUCGCCGUCCCGUGGGGGCCGCGACAGGACCUGGGCUUCUGAGGCUCCGCGGUCCUUGACGGCGGGCGUCGUGGCUCCGGAGCGGUUGAGCGUGCCAAGAUGAUGAACCAAACGACCCCUGACCUGGAGCGGGCGCCAGCGUCCGAGGCCGAGUGGGAGCGGCCUUGGUCGGUGGAGGAGAUCCGCAGGAGCAGCCAGAACUGGUCGCUGGCGGCCGACGCGGGCCUACUACAGUUUCUACAGGAAUUUUCUCAGCAGACCAUCUCUAGGACCCAUGAAAUCAAGAAACAAGUGGACGGACUGAUUCGGGAGACUAAAGCCACAGAUUGUCGCCUUCAUAACGUCUUCAAUGACUUCCUCAUGCUCUCUAAUACACAGUUCAUUGAAAACCGCGUGUACGAUGAAGAACUGGAGGAGCCGGUGCUCAAGGUGGAGGCGGAGAAGACAGAGCAGGUACUUGGGUUCAGUCCCUCCUCGCAUAAGAUGUGUUGGGACAGUACACCUACCCUAGGACUGUGGGCUCCAAAUCCACCCUGGCUGUGUCUGCACAAUGUUGCUUUCUGCUCACCAGAUGAAGAAGAUAACUUAUUCGCACCUCCCAAGCUAACUGAUGAAGACUUCUUACCUUUCGGCUCUCGGGGCGGCCUGUUCAGUGGUGGGCAGGGCCUCUUUGACGAUGAGGAUGAGAGUGACCUCUUCAGGGAGGACGCCCAGGACUGGCACACCCCAACCCCCGUGAAUGACGUUUUUGUUUUCUCGUGUAGCCAGAAGAAGACCCAGAGAGUGUCCCUCCUAUUUGAAGAUGAUGUAGACAAUGGAAGCUCUCUCUUUGGCUCUCCCACCACCUCUACUCCUCCUGUAGCCAUGAAAAAAGAGACUGCCCACAAGGCACUGCCUUUGCUGUUCAGCGAUGAGGAAGAGAAGGAGCCGCAGUUUGGAGUGAGACCUGUGGCUCAGAAGGCCGAGAGCCCCUGCACACCCUCAGCACUGCAGGGAAUCAGCGCAGCGGAGAAGCUGGAGAAGAAAGGACUUUUGACCACAUCUGCCCAGGAAGCCAUCAGGCAUUCUGAUUUGUUUUUCCCAGCUACCCCAUUGGACAAAGGAACCACAGGUAGAACUAAAACUGUCCUUAGCUUGUUUGAUGAGGAAGAGGAUAAAAUGGAAGAUCCAGACAGCACCCGUGCUCCACAGACAGAAGUGGGGAAGGGUCCUGAUCCCGAUGCCCGCCCCAAGAGCACAGGUGUCUUCCAGGAUGAAGAGCUCCUUUUUAGUCACAAGCUCCAAAAGGACAAUGACCCAGAUGUUGACCUUUUUGCUGGCACCAAAAAAAACAGGUUGGCAGAGCCGAUCAUGGGGACCCUGUUUGGUGAUGAUGAAGAUGAGGAUCUUUUCAGCUCUGCCAAGAUCCAGCCUGUGGUAUCAGCCUUUUCUCUAAAAAAAGGUGGUAAAAAAGACCAUUCUGUUAUCUCUUCCAAGAACCAGAAGCAUCCUGAAUCCACCCAAAGUAGCAAAGAGAAAAGCAUAUGGAAACCAGAAACUGAGCAGGCAAAUUUAGCAAUUAACCCCACGGCCUUGUUGCCUGGAGCACCUCCCCAGGUCCUGGGAGCAAAGCCUGUUUCUCCAGAGUUGGCUCUUCCUUCCUCGGAACCUGGAAGGAGCCUCGGUGUGGACAGUCACCCUGCUGCUCCUGGGCACGGAGAGGCCGGUGUGAGCUUUGAUCUUCCCGCACAGGCAGACACCUUACACAGCGCCAACAAGGUGAUGCAACCUCUGUAUGAGCUUUGCUCUCAGAGAACGGCCUGGCUGCCUCUUCCUACAACUCUUUUUCUCUUCAAAGAUGAUAUCUUCUCCUCCUCUGGUCUCCAGACUAAGACAACCAAACCAAAAAAUCAAUCUGCACAGACUACGCCUGAACCAAAAUCAAAAUACAAGGUGUCCAACAUAUUUGAUGAUCCCUUGAAUGCUUUUGGAGGCCAGUAGAUUUUGCCCAAUGUCUGUGUCUCACCCUUCAGUUACAUUCUUGAGUUAGAGAUGUUGACUUAUGUGCCCAUUGUCCUACCUGAAUUAUAAAAGACACAUACUGAAACAGCUAGUCCUUUUACCCUAUGUACUAAGUAUCUUUUUGCACUGAUUUUAAUCAAGCUUAAUACUGCAAAACAAAAAUAAAUGUUUCACACUGGU